AUGGCGGUCGGUAAAAAUAAAGGCCUAUCGAAAGGCGGCAAGAAAGGAGUUAAAAAGAAGAUUGUAGAUCCCUUCACAAGGAAGGACUGGUACGAUGUUAAGGCACCGUCAAUGUUCACCAAAAGACAAGUGGGAACCACCCUUGUCAACCGUACCCAGGGAACCAAAAUUGCUUCGGAAGGCUUGAAGGGACGUGUCUUUGAAGUUUCCCUGGCUGAUCUUCAGGCUGACACUGAUGCGGAGAGGUCAUUCCGCAAAUUCCGUUUGAUUGCCGAGGAUGUGCAAGGUCGCAAUGUGCUCUGCAACUUCCACGGUAUGGAUCUCACCACUGACAAGCUCAGAUGGAUGGUCAAGAAAUGGCAGACCCUUGUCGAAGCCAACAUUGAUGUGAAGACCACAGAUGGAUACCUUCUCCGAGUCUUCUGCAUUGGUUUCACCAACAAGGAUUCGCUGAGUCAACGCAAGACCUGUUAUGCUCAACAUACUCAGGUCCGCGCCAUCAGAAAGAAAAUGUGCGAGAUCAUCACCCGCGAUGUUGCCAACUCUGAACUCCGUGAAGUCGUCAACAAGCUUAUUCCGGACUCCAUCGCUAAGGAUAUUGAGAAGUCCUGCCACAGUAUCUAUCCCUUGAGGGAUGUUUGCAUCAGGAAGGUGAAAGUACUGAAGAGACCACGUUUCGAAAUCGCCAAAUUGAUGGAACUUCACGGUGAAGGUGGUGGUGGCAAGCGAGGAGAGGUCGGUGACAAGUCAGAACGCCCCGAAGGCUAUGAACCGCCAGUGCAAGAGAGCGUU
Messenger RNA from Brenthis ino (lesser marbled fritillary), 792 nucleotides. NCBI's taxonomy places the organism in Eukaryota, Metazoa, Arthropoda, Insecta, Lepidoptera, Nymphalidae. The record is from the annotation of a GenBank genome assembly.